Messenger RNA from Silurus meridionalis, 5826 nucleotides. It is a transcript of the gene ltk, whose product is annotated as leukocyte receptor tyrosine kinase. NCBI's taxonomy places the organism in Eukaryota, Metazoa, Chordata, Actinopteri, Siluriformes, Siluridae. Gene Ontology annotation, cellular component: signaling receptor complex; membrane. Gene Ontology annotation, biological process: positive regulation of kinase activity; regulation of neuron differentiation; regulation of cell population proliferation. The transcript has 29 exons. The coding region runs from base 396 to 4925 and encodes 1509 amino acids. The record is from RefSeq and is a predicted model, not a curated record. Gene Ontology annotation, molecular function: transmembrane receptor protein tyrosine kinase activity; ATP binding; protein binding.
GUGAACACUGAAAUCUUAGCAGACAUCAAAUACAUUUCUCAUCUUUCUGAAGGUUUUAAACUCUGAAUUAGUGAACAGUGCACUAUUAAGAUGCUGAGCUGGCGGGCGGCUUUAGGACCAAGUGUGAUGGGAAAACUCUAUACAGUAGAGAGAUAAACAGAGUCGAGUAGCAGGCAGGCAGUCAGUCCUGAGAGUCAGAGAGUCGCGCGCGCGCUGCUACUGCUGCAUCAUCAUCAUCCUCAUCGUCACAAUUCUAAUGAAUGAGAGCGAAGAGCUGUAAAGAAAAGAGCAGCUCUGUACAGUACGUGGAUGCCGAUUCGUUUUGUGGUAACGAGUAACAACAAAAAAAGGCUAGAGAUUAGCACUUUAUUUCCAGUAUUCUUUCCGGAGCAGCCAUGGAUUAUCCAGCCGGACAAACUUCCCUGACAGUACUGCUGCUUAUUUUGACAGUGAUCAGGAUCUGUUGUUCUCUCCUGGAUAGAACCGUUGAUGCAGGUUUUCCAAUGCAUUCAAAUCCUCAUCACAUCAGUUCAGCCGAAUCAAGCCAAGCCUUUACAUCCUGCGAUUUUGAAUCUCCAUGUUCCUGGAGCAUGUCCAAUCACAGUGCUUAUGGAGACUGGUAUGUCACAUCGCCUGAGCAGCACUGGGCCGGCCGUCGGGAUGUCCAACCAAUCACAGAUCAUUCUAAUGGAGAUUCUAAAGGCCACUUCCUGGUUCUGAGGCCUGGCUCUGCCCUGUGGGGUUAUGGGAUUUGCACAUUUCACAUUGCAAGUCCUGUAGUUCUAAGCAGUGGCCCAAGGUGUCGUCUUCAUUUGGCUUGCUUCCAGCCAGAACCAAGAACAGGAAACUUGUCUAUCUCCAUUAGACUCACAGAUUCUGCUGUCAUCAACUCACUUACCCCUGUCAGCAGGGAAAAAGCCGACACUAGGGCAUCUUGGGAGGUAUUGUGGGUAUCAAUAGGGAAAAUUGACCAGCCCUUCCACAUAAUAGUGCAGUACACUUCUUGUAGUGGUCAAGAUCUUGGACUAUUGGCCAUUGAUUCAUUGGAGCUGAUGGACUGUAACAAGGAAAGCACAGUUUUGGAGGAGAGUGUGCCAGACUGUGAUGAGAACUCAGCUGUUCGUUGUGAUUUGGGUGGCUGUAUAGAUAAAAGCAAAGUGUGUGAUUUUCACAGUGAUUGUCCUCUAGGCGAGGAUGAAGGACUCAUUUGUGAUACAUUGCCAUUAGGGUCAUACUGUUCAUUUGAGUUAAGCUCCUGUGGGUGGACAGUUUCUGAUACGCAGUCUUCUUGGAACCUUGCCAGUGGAGAACAAUUAUCCAGAAGUACUGAGCUAUUAGGAACAACACUCCAAAACACUCAAGGACAGUUCCUGUUUCUGAAGGUCAGAGGCCAUGCAAAUGGAAAUGAAGCAUCAAUUUACAGCCCUGCACUUCCUUUGACUCUGUCUAGGCAAAAUUGUCAGCUGCACUUCUCCUUGUACCUGUAUGGGGAUUUUAACGGCACAGUUCGUCUGUCGGUGGUAGAGAACGGUUCUUCAGUGACCCCUUUAGUGUGGGAGAGGGCUGGACACUGGAAGGACAACUGGCAAGAUGUGACUCUACAGAUCACUGACCUUCUAAAUGGGAUCCAUCUGAGAGUGCAAGCCCUUUGGGAAACUGACUCGGAAGCUGACGUUGCGCUGGAUAAUAUUUCUUUAAGUGCUACAUGUUUUGACACAGAUCUAAAAGCUUUGCUUCUUGGCCAUCAACAUGACCUGGACUCCAUCAGCCAGUUAGAUAUCCUGAGUCCUCUUCCUGAGCCUUCUGCUUUAGAGGUAUCUCCAAUGACAUGGUUGUUCACCUCAUGUGGGGCCAGUGGAUCCCGGGGCCCUACUCAAGCGCAGUGUGACAGUGCCUAUCGCAACGCUGAUAAUAAUGUGCUGGUUGGAAAAGAAGGCCCUCUUAGAGGUGUUCAGAUGUGGAAGGUGCCUGCUACCAACAGAUACAAAAUCUCAGCAUAUGGUGCUGCAGGAGGCAAAGGGGCAAAAAACCAUAACAAACGCUCGCAUGGUGUCAUCAUUUCAGCCAUCUUCACACUAGAGAAAGGAGACACCCUCUAUCUUCUGAUUGGUCACCAAGGGGAAGAUGCUUGCCCAGGGAGGAACCCUCUGACUCACAAGAUUUGCCUAGGUGAGUCAUCAGUGAUUGAGGACAGGUCUGAAGGUGACAGAUCUGCUACGGAAUGGGCCGGGGGUGGAGGCGGUGGUGGGGGCGCCACGUUCAUUUUCCGCAUGGAGAAUGGGGAGCCAGUGCCUCUUCUGAUAGCAGCAGGUGGAGGAGGAAAGGCUUAUCUGGAGGACCCUGAGAGCAGUUUGGAUCAGAUCCCUUUGGAACAGUAUGAGAAUGACACAGUGGCUCCUGGAAUCAACGGCAAAACUGGCGCUGCAGGAGGGGGAGGUGGUUGGAAAGCCUCCACUACUCACCUGUGGGCAGGAAAAUCUCUUUUUGAAGGGGCUGAAGGCGGCUCACCUUGCCCUCAGGCCCUGUCUAAACUCGGCUGGGCAACCUUCGGAGGGUUUGGAGGAGGAGGAGGAUCCUGUACUGCUGGAGGAGGAGGUGGAGGAUACAGAGGUGGUGAUGUGUCCCAGGCUGAUGACCUCACAGCAGAUGGACAGGAUGGCAUUUCUUUUGUCCACCCUUCAGCAGAGCUGUUUCUGCAGCCUCUGGCAGUUAUGGAGAGUCAUGGAGAAGCUGUAAUUGAAGUGCACCUGAACUGCAGCCACUGCCAGUCUCAAAGCUGCAAACGUGAUAAAGAUAUCAGGUUCAUUAUCUGCCUAUGUCACAAUGAUGAGAAUCUUGCUCCAGACAAUGUUAGCUGUAUAGCAGAAACACAGGGUUCCAUGGUCACUGGACACCCGUCCUUGUCUCUGGUAGUGGCGGUUGUGGCGUCCGCUGUGGUGACGGGUGUCGUGUUGACCUGUGCUUGCCUCACUCUCAUGUACUACCGCAAGAAGAACCAACUCCAUGCAGUCCGGCUUUGUUUACAGAGCCCCGAGCAUAAGCUGAGCAAGAUUCGCUCCUCCAUCAUAAUGACAGACUACAACCCAAACUAUUGCUUCGCUGGCAAAGCCGCCUCACUGUGUGAGCUAAAGGAGGUUCCACGCAAGAACAUCACCCUCCUCAGGGCUUUAGGACAUGGUGCUUUUGGGGAAGUGUAUGAAGGUCAGGUUCUGGGUAUGAACGGAGACAACACUGCCAUGCAGGUUGCUAUCAAGACUCUUCCAGAAAUCUGCUCCGAGCAAGAUGAGAUGGAUUUCCUCAUGGAGGCACUAAUUAUGAGUAAGUUCAACCAUCAGAACAUAGUGAGCUGUAUUGGAGUCAGUCUUCAGAUUCUGCCCAGAUUUAUUCUUCUGGAGCUCAUGACUGGAGGUGACAUGAAGAGCUUUCUAAGACAGAACCGCCCCAGAGCUAAUCAGCCCUCAUCUCUGACUAUGCUGGAGCUGCUGCACAUGGCCAGAGACAUUGCGUUCGGCUGCCGAUACCUGGAGGAAAACCAUUUCAUUCACAGAGACAUUGCUGCACGGAACUGCCUCUUGACUUGUCCUGGUCCAGAGCGAGUAGCCAAAAUUGGAGAUUUUGGAAUGGCUCGUGAUAUAUACAGGGCCAGUUAUUACAGGAAGGGUGGACGUGCCAUGCUGCCAGUUAAAUGGAUGCCACCUGAAGCUUUCCUUGAGGGCAUUUUCACUUGCAAGACUGAUACGUGGUCAUUUGGUGUACUGCUGUGGGAGAUUUUCUCCUUGGGCUACAUGCCUUAUCCCUGUAAGACCAAUCAGGAGGUACUGGAGUUUGUGACCAGUGGAGGACGCAUGGAUCCACCUAAGAGCUGCCCAGGACCAGUUUACCGGAUUAUGACACAGUGUUGGCAACACUGCCCAGAACAUCGCCCAAACUUCUCCGCUAUUUUAGAGAGGAUCAAAUAUUGUACUCAGGAUCCUGAUGUUAUAAAUACACCCCUUCCAGUGGAGUAUGGGCCAACUGUGGAUGAAGAGAGCAGCACAGUGAUUCGUCCAGUAGCAUCUGGCAGCCUGACUCCUCUUCUAGUUAGCCGAUCACUGGAUGCGCCUGUAGUGCAGCCUGCGAUCUUUACUCCACUCCCUCAGGUCCAGAAACCCUGCCUGCUGUUACAGCGACCAUCCCAAUUACCUCAGGACAUGGCGCCACGUGAAGCUUUGGAGCCUUUUUGGGUUGAGUCGCCUUCUGAUUCUGGAGCAUGCUCAAGCUCUUGGUUGCAAGUUCCAGCGCACCAACCAUGCUCCAGGUCUAGCUCCUCUUCAGGAAGCCAAAAGCUAAAAAACAACACCAAGAACCUUUGGAACCCCACUUAUGGUUCAUGGAUUCUGGAGAGCUUUGGGAGGACAGCACUGUCUCACACCCAAUCCAUGCCUUUGUCCUCUACCACCACUGCUCUGUCUCAUUCUACCUUAACUUCAGAACAUAACAACGCUGGAAUGGGAGAUAAUGCAUCACCAUGCUUAAAUGCAUCACCUGCCCCCUCUCAAAUGAGCGUGAGUCCUCAAGGGUCUUUGAGUCUCACUUCAAAAAAAAUGCAGGCUAGGGCUAUAGGGAGCUCUCUUGCUGCUGUUAUGGACUUGGCUAAGCUCCAGGUCUUCCCUUGUGGCAAUGUAAAUUACGCAUAUGAUGAGCAGAGAUUUGAAGCUGAGGGGCUACCCCUGGUAGUUGCUAGGUCUCAAAAAGCCAGCAGUAGUUCUGCAGCGAGCUCCUCUCUAACAGCACUGGGCGUUUCCAAUACACACAAACCACUGGUCAAGCGUCAUGCCAGUUAUGGACAUGAAGAUAUCAGAAGGCAUAGCAAGCCAGAGAAACCCACACGGGACCGAGACUCAGGCUUCUCUUUGUCAGAAGAUCUUACUGUUACUCCUGUGUAGCAGUUUUAGAUGCUGAACUCAAGCCAGAUAUAAUACUGAAAAAAAACAAAGUAUUCCUCUUCAUUCAGGUUGCCUCUUCUAGAUCUAAAUAAAUUGGGAGGCCAGCAAUGCUCCUGCAGGUUUAAAAGAACAGAAAACAAGACUAAGAUAGUUCCAUAUUUCUUUUUGUGUAAAAAGAUAUUAUGGCAUCCAUAUAAAUGGGUCAUUCAAAACAAGCAUCUUGUGCAUAUUACAGAAGUGUUUAAACAUCAAUCGAGGAGCAAAUCAGCUGGAGUUUUUUCACAAACCUGUCCUCAUGUGGCAUAAGUGGCAUCAUAGAAACAUUGGAGUCUUUUUUCUCAAAAAAAUCACAAGAUCUGUGAGAAUUUGGACUUUUUUCAGUUCAUGUGCAACUCAAAACAGACACAAACCAAUUCUUGGGAAAUGUUGUAUCUUAAGUGGGUUAUGACUGCAUUCUUUACUGUGGAUAAUUCCUAAGAACAAUUUCAAAUCAAUGGGCAUUCCUUGUGUCCCCUGUCCACUCAAUAGGUUUUGGAAUCAUUCACAUGUUCCCCAUUGUUUUGGCACCCCUGGUGCAGUGUAUAGCAUGCAGAUGACAGACUGCAUUGCUUACAGGAAUAAUAUCUAUGUAGUCUCUCUAAUGUUUCUAGCAUGUUGAAUCUGGUGUUAUUAUUUGGGUUCACACAUUUACGGGUGGUAUGUGUGUACACUGGGGGUCCUGAAGAACAGGUUGUGUUGCACCCUAUAAUACUUGGAGAACUCACUAUACCAAAUCUUCAAAUCAAUGACAGGUUUUUGCUACCUGUAUUCAAAACCAGAUUCAUGUAAAUGAAUACGUAUGAAAGAGACUGUGCUAAAGCAGUAGCUUUAAAAAAAAAAAAAAAAUAUAUAUAUAUAUAUA